Parascedosporium putredinis is the source of this 807-nucleotide messenger RNA. The record is from the annotation of a GenBank genome assembly. Lineage: Eukaryota; Fungi; Ascomycota; Sordariomycetes; Microascales; Microascaceae.
AUGCUUUCCGAGCAGCCCAGCCAGGCUAUCAUCAGCCUUACCAGGGAGGCGGAUCGCCUUACCCUCCCCAACAGCAGCAGAGCUACCCACCACAAGGCUACCAAGGAGGAGGUCAGCCUCCUUACCAGCAGCAGCACGGCUACAGUUCGCCGCCUGAGCAACAACCUUAUCAGGGUUAUGGCGCUCCUCCUUCCCAGCAACAUGGAUAUGGCGCUCCACCUCCUUCUGGUCCGCCAAGCGGCCCCCGAUGCCGGAAAACCUGCCUCCUCUGCCUCAGGGCUGGUGGGAACGACCUCUGCCUCCAGGCUAUUCGGCGAACCCCCAUGGGCGGUAGUGACCAUACUCGAGGGCACGGAGUUCCUUAUGCAGGGGGCCAUGGAGACUAUUCUCAUGGUGGACAGUACGGCGGUGGCCAUGGUGGCCAUGGCGGCUAUGGCGAGUGGCAUGCUCAUGGGCGCAGCCGGAGGUCUCGCCGUCGGUGCUAUUGGAGGCGCCUUGGUCGCCAACGCUCUCAGUGAUUCGGAUGAUGAACAACACCACCACCAUUACUAUGGCGCCCCAGCUCCGCAGGCGGGUUAUGGUGGUUACCAAGAUCCCAGCAUGCCUCCCGCUGUACUCCCUCCUACUGAUGUUGACGGCAGCAGUGUGUCCUCGAGUGACCGUGAGGAGGUUGAGGAGGCUCGGGCAGAGUAUGAAGAGGCUCUCAGAAACGCCGCAGAUUCAGAUGCGAGCAGCAGCGACCUCGAGGAAUUGGAAGAAGCCCGUGAGGAAUACGAAGAAAUUUACGAGGAGGUUUACGAAGAUUAA